AUGAAUUUCCCUUCUGUAUCUAAGUCUCGUUUACAGCUUCCUGCUGCUGGAUUCGCUGUCCAAGUUGUCCAGAUAGAGUUUUCUGAUCACCUAGUGAUUCUCAUUUCACGCAGUGGGAUGAUUGGCGACAUUGUAUUAUCGCAAAAAAGUAUUCUGCCACCUAUCAACGGUCAUGCCUCUCACGAUGUUGAUGCUCGAACAAUUUUUGGUCCUGAAAAGAUGAACUCCUGUCUUGUCACUAGACUGAUCUCUAAAUCUCUGAACACCUCGAAGAAUAUCCUUGUUAGUACUGAUUUUAAAGAAGAUAUUUGUUUCAGUGAUACACAAUUAAUCUGCGAUGCUCUAAAGAAUUUGAAGCAACAUAACAGCCAUUUGAUUAUUUUUUAA
Messenger RNA from Heterobilharzia americana, 387 nucleotides. Lineage: Eukaryota; Metazoa; Platyhelminthes; Trematoda; Strigeidida; Schistosomatidae. The record is from the annotation of a GenBank genome assembly.